AUGAGCGAGUACAGCACCUCCAAGCGAGUGCAGCAACACAGACCGGAUUCCGUCGCUGAUGUUGCGAUUCCCACCGCUCUGAUCACUCAAUUAACGGCUGGCGCUGCCGUUAUUCGUGAGGCGGCUAUCUCUGCGGCUAUCAUAUCUCCCAAAGCCAUUCAAAUUGUAUGUCGAGAAGUAGAAAAUCUGCUUAAUGCCACUACACCAGAGCAGCGGGUGCGAACGGUUUCUCAGAUAACAGGCGCCUUACGAGAGGCGACAUUUCUGGAGAAAAAAAAUGAUGAGGCAUGUAAAGUAUUCCUUCAUGUACUGGCGGAACACUUUAUACUUCCACUUCUGCUUAGUUGUACUGUACGUUAUCUUCAUCGCGCUCUGGCAACACUGAUUCGCACGGUGUAUGGGAAGGAUGAUAUGUUGGAAUCACAGUUUCGUAAAGCCUUUAUUACCACUCAUAUUAGUUGUUGGAAUUCUGAUACGUUAAAACAGCCUACUAUACUUGGGGAUCACCUUGAAACUUUAAUGGGAGAUGCAGAAAAACUUUUACAAUUAAAGGAUUCCGUUAUGAGUUGGGUAAACUGUAUUGAUAGUACAAGUGUUGUGGCAUUACCUAUUUUUCCUUCUGUAUUUGCCGAUACAUUUUUUGAUGUUUUUCCUCUUCUUGGUGAUAGUCUGCAGUGGAUGGUAGCAAAUGCUCGUAUGGGAUCCCGUCAAGCUGAAGUAAGCGAAACAGGAAAUAUUGAUAACGAUAAUAAUAAUGAUAAUAAUAAUAAUAACAAUAGUACACUUUUGGGAGAAGAUUUGGCGUAUGUGCGUUAUGGUAUUCGUGUUGUUACGACCUAUAUUCAUAAAUUUUUGUACCUUUUUGAAAAUAUAUGGAAUUGUAAAGAGGAAACAAAGAUAAAUGCUAUUCAAGAGAAUUUAACUAGACUUCUCUCACCUGCUUUAUCAAUGCUUUCAUCAUCAUUAUUUCCAAAAGAUGUUCUGAAUGGAGCUGGAUUACUUGUCUCCUCACUUCUUACCUUGCGUACAUGUUGUCCAUGGUUGUUACUUGAGGUAUGUAAACAAUGUGGUACAAGUGAAAUGCGUACAUCCACAGUGGUGAAAGUUGAGGAUUCCGUCUCUUCUCAAACAGGAGGAUUAGAAGUGGAAAGAAGUAAAGAAGAAAGAGUAAGAGAGUUAGUACAACUCAUAUGUUCUUAUAAUCCAAAGAGUAUGCUUACAGAAUAUCCUGAGAAACUCAUGACGUUACAAAUAAUUCUUUCUGCUUUUACCAAUAAUGGUCGAUUUGCAUUAAUGAAAGGAUUAUUAGCUCAUUUAUCAACUCCUCUUCAUGGAAAUGUGGAAUCCCUUGGUGUUCUUCUUAAACCUAUUAUUCCUUUAACAGAUGAUAAUUCUUCUUCUUAUGCAAUAGUAGCUGUACAUGAUAUUAUCAUGCCAGCAGUAGAACAAUACUGUUCUGCUCUUCAAUCACCUGAUACGAGAUUUAUGGCUAUUCAAACCAUUGAUAGUGUGGUACGUCAUAUCGAAUCUAUUCUUUCUUGUAUUGCCGAUAUUUUAGAAGUUCCAUGUAAUGAAAAUACAAAUAGUAUUACUAAAACUAAAGUGGCAAAGAGAAGUUUACAACGAGCAGGAGGUAAAGAAACAUUACUGGAUUCUCAAAAAAAGGAACUCAUAGAGUUAUGUGUAAAGACACCAAAAUUAACUCGUACAUUAAAUCAAGCAACAGAAGUUAUUAUGGGUAUGUGGGAUGAUAAUACACAACAAGUAGCAGGUCCAUUGUACGAUACAUAUAAUGAAAUACUUGCCGUACAUUGUAUGUUAAAACGUUGUAGUGUUUUGACGGUUUCUUCAAUUUGUAUAGAAAAUAAUACGAAUGAGGAAAUGUUUGAUACUGCUGAAACUGUACAAAGUAUUCUUUCAAUACCAGAUGAAAGGCGUGGAAAGUAUCAUGCAUUAUUAGGUUUGAUAAGUGUUGUACCAAUGAUGCAGUUUCUUUCUGAAUUAAGAAAAUAUUAUUCACAUGAAAAUGGAACUAUAUCUGAUAUUCAAGCUCUUUGUUGUUUUAGUAAAUUACUUAUCUCUGGUGCGGGUAAUCAUAAAAUUGGAAAUAUAGCUGGGGAUGUAUUUGCCAAAAUGGCUGGUCGUAUUUUAAAAUUGGAUAACAAAGAUGUAAAACAUAAUAACCUUUUUAUGAAAGGUAUUAUUGAACCUUUAGUUGAAUCUCUUCUUAUCCCUGGUUACGCAUCUUUCUUUCACUUAAAUGAGGUUGCAGAAGUUUCACAUAUUGUAACUCAUAUUAUUUCUCCAUGUCUUAAAAGUGAAGAGAUUUAUUUACCAACUUUACUUUCACAAUUGGGAAAUGUAUUAAGCAGUGAAAAAAAUUCUUCUCGGGUAAAUCAAAGUGUGGUGGAAAUUAUUCAUCGAGCUCGUUUAGUAGGAAGAGAUGUUUCUACAUAUAUUCAUCCAAACAGUUCCUGUUUUAAAGCUGUAUUGGCAAGUCUUCAGGCACAGGAAAGUGAACUUCGCUUCACCGCAUUAGGUCUUUGUGUGUUAAGUACGAAGAAAUCUGAAUCUGUAGAGUUGUGGCAAUGUCGAAUGAUGGAAUGGUAUUUAAGUACCAAUAUGCAUUAUGGUGGAGACUCUGCAGCUUUACGUAAUUUAUUAGAAUUAUAUAAGAAAUGGACAAGACGUUUUGUGGAUAGUUAUUUAAAACAAGAAACUAGACAACGGAAAGGUUUAGAAGAAUCCAAAACGGCAGAAGAAUAUAAACAACUUGUGAUUCAUCACUGUGUACGAACUGUACUUUGUAUUGUUCCACAAAUUGGUGAAAAUGCCAAAUGGUCUCGUAAUUUGUCAUUGGAACGUCGGGUUGCCGCGAUGUCUAUAUAUACAUCUCUUAUUCGAAGUGUGUUAGAGUUUCUUUCACCCAUACAAUUACAAGAAAUGGAUUUAAUAAAACAAUUAUUUCCAUCUGUGCUUGUAGAAGGUUUACUAGAGUCUUUAUCAGAGGGAUGGGAAAAGGCACGAACAAGUGCUUAUAAUAUUCUUCUUCUUUACUGUGAAUAUGCUCCAGAGACGGUGUUUGCUAGUGAAUAUCUUGGUCAUGUGGAAACUGCAAGUACGUCGAAGAGAGAAUUAUUACGGGCACAAACCUUUCGAAAAGCUGAAGGUGAAGUACUUCGUUAUGUUUUGGCUUCUUACUAUACACCUAAGGCAAGAGAAGCAUCCAUUGCAGAUCCAUUACAAGAAUCUAAAAGACGAGUAGAAUUGGUGGAAGGAGAAAUUAAAAAAGUACAAGAAAAAUUUGUACAACUUCAAUCUUUAGGUGUAAAGGGUGCGUAUGAAUAUAUUCAGGAAAAUCCUUUGCAUGGUUCAUUAUCCCUUUGUUCAGCUUUAUUAUCGAAUGCAAGGGAAGUUAAACAUGAUACGGAUUUUUUCUAUGAGGCAUGUAAUAAACUUCUUAUCUGCUGUCGUGAAGCCUUACAAACAUGUUCUCUUCUUGUUGGAGGAGAGUCUAGUAACUCUACAGAUGGAAAUGAGGCAGAUGUGGAUUGUCGUGGUCAUAUCUAUGAUAAAGAUGGAUCUUGUACAGAAAAAACAAUGCGUACAGUUGUGAAUAAUACAUGGCUUAGUAUUCGUACCAGUGCAGCUGCGGUUGUACAAAUAAUGAAACUUGUCACUAUUGAUCAACUUUCUUUUCCUGUUGUUCGUUCUCUCUGUUAUGUACUCAUGGAAUCUUUACUUCGCACAAAACACAAUGGUGUGAUGCGGGCUGUACGACAAGCCCUUAAAACUGUUUCCGCCGCUCUUCUUCGCUCUCGUCAUUCGACUUUCCAUACACUUCCUGCGGAGAUGUUGGACUUUCUUCUUGGACCUGACGGUGUGACUUCCCGCAGUGUCGCUCGGAUGUUGCGGCGCAGUCAAGGUUUACCGCACGCCCUGUUGGCACUACUGGAGGCGGAGGACGCCAGUGUGCCGGUGGUGUUGUUUGCAAAGGCAAUGCGGGCAUUACUGCGAGUAGCAGAGGGAACCGAUAUACAUAAUAGAAAUAAGGAGAUGAAAGAUAUACCACAAGAUGAGGAGGUUUCCGAUAGUCAACGUUCAAAUGCAUUAAAUGUAUUGAAAUUUAUAUUUGAAAAUAAAAUAUUUGCAUCCCGUUCAGUGGCAAGUCUUGAAGAGGCAUUUUGGAUUGCCACAAGUGGCUUUGAUGACGCAAGUUGGGGAAUACGAAAUAGUUCACUGAUGCUCUUCUCUGCAGUUCUUCCACGUUUUGUUGGGGAACACCCUUCAACUGGUGGAGUGGGAGUUAAUACAUCUCUGCAUGAUAUCGCCGUACGGGCUCCUAGAGGAGUUGCAUUUACAUAUGAUGUACUUGUAAAGAGUUGUGCUAAUCCAGUACCUAGUCUUGGUGUGUUUCCACUUUUACAAAUGCUUUCUAUGUUAAGUCCAGAUCCACCACAUCUCAUCACGAAAGCAACCGCUAAAGUUUCAACAAGUACUGAAAAUAAUAUGGAUGCUGAUUCUUCUCGUAUUAUUCGUGCUGUUGUACAAUGUGGAUCUUCAAGAAAUUUAAUGAUUCGUGCCGCUAGUGCUGUAGCUCUUUCUUCACUUGUUCCUCCUUCUCAUCUUGAGAGUAUGAUGAUGGAAUUCUUUUCCACUAUCUCUGAUGUGAAGAGUGAUGCGAAUAUGGUUCAUGGUGCAUUACUUCAUAUGCAGCAGUUUCAUACAUUUUAUGUUGGAACAUUACGUCGUAAUGUGAGGACAAAAGUAAUGAGUAGUAACGCCACAGCUACAGUGGCAAGACUUAUUAGUAAACUCACUCUUCAAGGACUUACUUCUCUUUCUGUUGCCUCUAAACUUCAUCGUGCUUCUGUACAUUGCCCUACUAUUGCAGCUACUUUUUUAAGUUUAGCAUGUGAUACACUUUAUUUUUAUAAUAAACGUUUUGGAUAUUCUGGAGAUAUUUCUUUAUGUUUAGAGUUAACACGUAUUGGUGUUGGAAUCUUGUUUGAGUUGGCAUGUACUCCUACACGAUUGUAUAAUCUUUCCCGUGGGGAUCAUACAUUGGUGGAACAAAAUGCUGCUCUCUUUGCUCUUCUUGGUGUUGGUUUUCUUUCCCAGAAGGGUGAAGAGAUAACAACAACAACUACUACUACUACUACUACUACUACUACUACUACUACAAUUGAUUGUAUAUGGGAGUCUCUCUCUCGUAGUUUCGUAGGUGAAAAGGGAAAUUCACUGGUCUCAUAUUUUAUGGAUCAUAUCAGUUAUUACACUAUGGAGAAGCGAUGGACACAUGAGACGGCACAAAAAAUCUUAACAUGUUUUAAAACACAUGUUCAUUAUGAUCCCACACAUGCAGCGUUACUUAUGUUAACACAAGAACUAUCUGUAGCCGCUUCUCAUCAACAGUUACCUUGUACAGCUGUAUUCCACAUGAAAGCUCAUUUAGAGUUUCUUGUUAUGCUUGGUGUUGAUAAUCAUCUACAAACGGGUGAACUUCAACAACUUUGUGACUCCGUGGAGUCUCUUCUACUUCAACGAAUGGACCCUCAAGCCUCUCAUCCACUGCGUAAUACAGAAGUUCAAUCUUGGGCUGUUCGUUUUCUUGCUUACUGUUGUGUUAGACGUGGUACUUGUAGUGAAGCCUUUUUACAAGUUCUCGCUCAUUAUUCAUCUCCUGUUUUUAAUAUUCAGAACCGUGCAUCCGUCGUGGCGGCUUUAAAUGAUGGACUUUUGUCUAUUCAUGAGGAUGUGCAUAUUAAUUCUAUGAAUCAUCAUUGUAUACUUUUAUUAAUUCUUUUACGUCUUCUCUUUGAUGAUGCUCAUGACGUCCGUAGUGAGGCCUGCCGUGUGGCCUCAAAACUCACUUCACCAGUUCCUUUUGUAUACGAUCACAGUACAUGUGUUUUCUCUGUCGUGUAUGCACUUCGUCAAUAUAGUAAACGUAAUGUACUCUCCUAUGAGGUGGUGCAGCAAUACAUCUUGGGUAAUGGUGUGGUAUCGGACGAGGAAGCCGAUGAGAAGAAUGAUGGGGAUGAAGAGGACGGUGAAGAGGAAGAAGAUGUGUUGUUUGAGAAGGAAGCGGAUAACAUGUUUGCAGAGGAGUCAUUACUGGAAUACCUAGUGGGAGUUAUCAUGCGGGGUACAAAGAGUAGUGGUAAUGAUAGUAGUACUAGUGAUGGUCCUACUUUUGCAGUAUGUGAUGAGUUGAUGGAUAUGACGGAGCAAAGGAAGAGUGCUGCAUUAUUGUACGCUACAUUAUUUGAUAAGGCACACUAG
Molecule: messenger RNA, 6285 nt
Organism: Trypanosoma theileri
Lineage: Eukaryota; Euglenozoa; Kinetoplastea; Trypanosomatida; Trypanosomatidae
Exons: 1
Coding region: 1-6285 (2094 amino acids)
Biological process (GO): tRNA methylation
Cellular component (GO): cytosol
Source: RefSeq, a predicted model, not a curated record